Populus nigra (black poplar) is the source of this 913-nucleotide messenger RNA. RefSeq names its product non-classical arabinogalactan protein 30-like. NCBI's taxonomy places the organism in Eukaryota, Viridiplantae, Streptophyta, Magnoliopsida, Malpighiales, Salicaceae. The transcript has a single exon. The record is from RefSeq and is a predicted model, not a curated record. The coding region runs from base 71 to 610 and encodes 179 amino acids.
CACAGCUACAAAACACUUCUGUUCUCUGCUUAGUCUCAAAUAAUUAAGCUCCAAUAACCACCACAAGAAUAUGGGAAGCAACCAGUUCACUAUUGUCAUCUGCUCUCUCUUGCUUCUUCCAUUAGUCUUCCGUUCAACAGCUGCGUAUAAUGAAACUGCUCCAACCAAGCCGAUAGAGAAGAAGGUCGAUGUGGUGGUUGAAGGCAUGGUCUAUUGCCAAAGUUGUAAGUAUUCUGGAUCAUGGUCCUUGACAGGGGCUAAGCCAAUCCCUUCAGCUAAAGUCAGUGUCAUUUGCAAAAACUCCAAUAAACAAGUCACUUUCUACAAGGCAUUUGAAACUGAUGCGUAUGGUUACUUCUAUGCACAUCUUGAUGGCUUCAAGAUGAGCAAUAAUGUUUUGGACCAUCCCCUCCAUGGUUGCCAUGCGAAGCUUGUUUCAUCUCCUCUUGCAAACUGUAGCCUCCUCUCCAAUAUUAACAAUGGACUUUAUGGCGCUCCACUUCGAUUCAAGAACAAGGUGCUGCGAGGAACUCACUAUGAAGCUGUGAUCUAUGCUGCAGGCCCCUUGGCUUUCCGUCCAGCUCAGUGCACUCCAGAAGCUCAUGUCUGAUAUAACUGUCCUGACACUUUUCUUUUAGUUCGUGAUCAAUCUUCGUUUUGGUUUUGAUUCUGUUUCGUUCCCUCUUAUAUUGGUUUUGGCUGCCAUCCAGGAAUGGUGGCAACUUGUUCUAUUUCUUCAACGAAUUGAAUUUCCUCUGCAUGAAGUGUUACAUGUUAGCUAUUACAUUGUUGUUUAGUUAUUUCUUUCUCUAGGCUGCAUUUGCAAACAUUUCAAGGACACAGAUCACUGCACGAUGCUGAUGAAUACGAUCAAUCUUCAUAUUAGUUUUUAUGCUUGCUUUGUUCCCUCUUC